AUGGCGGACCAAGUUGGCACUCCUGCAGAGACUAAGGCGUUGUGUCUGGCCAGCCAGGAAUCUCAUCGGCAGAUGUUCCGCCAGAGCAUUGUCCCGCAUGGAGAAACUCCUCUGGGGACUCUGUCCCGCCUGAGCGAUGCUGCUCAUCGAUGGCUGCGCCCUCAAGAACGCACCAAGGAACAGAUUGUGGACAUGAUCGUCCUGGAACAAUUCUUGUCUCUGCUUCCAGAGGAGAUGCAAGUUUGCCUGAGAACUAGAGGGCCAGGCAGCAGCGGCAGCAAAGAGAUUGCUCGCAUGGUGGAGGCUGCCCUGCAGCAGCAAGAACCAGCUGAAGUCGUCGUGGAGGUGAGGAAUGCUGAAGGAUUUGUGCAAUGACUAAUUCUGGUUAUUCAAAAUCUAUAAUGCUGUCUACCCGUAUUGGGCUAGGCCAGAUGUGAGGAACCUUUGGUCCUCCAGAUGUUGAUGAACUACAACUCCCAUCAGCCCCAACAAGCAUGACCAAUAGCCAGGGAUGAUGGAGGUUGUAGUUCUGGAGCGUGGAUUUUUCAUUGGGGGGGGAAGAACCGAUGUGAUUGGUCAGUUAGUUAUUUCUAUUGUUUUACUUGAUCUAGGGUGGGCAGUUCCCCCUCCUCCUUGGCUACACCCAUGAUCUGGAGCAUCUUUUCCCAAACUUGGGUCUUUGGCUGUUUUUGGACUGCAACUCCCAUCAUCCCUAGCUAGCAAGACCAGUGGUCAGGGAUGAUGGGAACUGUAGUCCAAAAAAACCAGCCGGAGACCUGUUUGGGAAACACUGAUAUGGAGGGUCAAAGGUUGUCCACACCUGGGCUAGACAAUGUGGGUCAGAAAUUUUGCUCUGGUUAAAGCUGGUGGGAAAUGAAAAUAUUUUUUUCCUUCUGGCCGCUAUAAGCCUCACAUAAACUCUGCAAAACCGCAAGCUCCAGAAAUGUGUUCCAACUACAACAACAAAAACCAACCUCUGGUUUUCAGGAAUCUGAACUUUGAUUCUUUAUGGCACUAUUGUGACUAUACAGCAAACAAAACUUUAGGUGUGAACAUUUUUCAGCUGCCAGUGAAUUUUGAGGAGCCAUCGGAGUCCCUUUCUGAAAGUGAGCAGACUUCAGUGAACCCCAGGCAAAAGACCCUUUACUGGAAAGUCAUGGAGGAGAGUGAUGAGAGCGGAUCAUCAUCAAUGGGUAAGAACUCUUGCCUUCCCUUUGUUGCUGGAUGCAAACAACUGAGCCAGUGAAGGAGGACUUGUUGAUGCAUGCUUUUUAGCAAAGUUGAGAUGUGGAUUACAUAUCAUGCAUAAAACAAUUAUUCUUUCUCUCUUAUACACAUACUCAUCAGCUGAGUAACCGCUCGCUUUGUCAUGUCCCUUAAUUGCUAACCGCUAUGCAACCGGGAUUAGGGACGCGGGUGGCACUGUGGGUUAAACCACAGAGCCUAGGACUUGCCAAUCAGAAGGUCGGCGGUUCGAAUCCCUGCGAUGGGUGAGCUCCUGUUGCUCGGUCCCUGCUCCUGCCAACCUAGCAGUUCGAAAGCACAUCAAAGUGCAAGUAGAUAAAUGGGUACCGUUCCGGUGGGAAGGUAAAUGGUGUUUCUGUGCGCUGCUCUGGUUCGCCAGAAGCGGCUUAGUCAUGCUGGCCACAUGACCCAGAAGCUGUACGCCGGCUCCCUCGGCCAAUAAAGCGAGAUGAGCGCCGCAACCCCAGAGUCGGCCACGACUGGACCUAAUGGUCAGGGGUCCCUUUACCUUUUACCUUUAUGCAACCUGGAUUGGGGUCUCCUGAGCCAAAAGGUAGAAUUCAGUUGUCCGUGAAGCAUUUCUCUUACAGAUCACCAUUGCUUUUUCAGUGCUUCAGCUGUCAGACAGCAACACAUCACAAACAAAAGCUGCCAGUCUUAAGAAGUCUGAAACAGGGAUCCUAGCAUCUAUACAGGUGAGCAAACCUUGGGGAAUAGAGGGAAGGGAUUUGGGGGAGGAGAUAAAUGAGGAAUGCAAGGGGUGCGUGUCACUCACUCACUUUCUUUUUGACCUUAACAGCCUGAAUCCACACAUCCAGUCUCAACUUGCACUGUUACCAAUCCAGGUAAAUUAUUUUAGUUACUUACCUAGUUUUUGAAUUUAUAAUUCUCCCUUGCCCCAGAGAGUCCAGGGCAGCAAACAGAUCCUCAAUUUAAAACCAAAGCAAUGACAUUUUGCAAACAAGGCAAGUGGUAAGCUUUGCAGGUUGCUGUUAAUGGAUUUGAAUAUUGUAUCUUUAUAUUGUUGGAACCCACCCUGGGAUCUUACAGUGAAGGGUCAGGAAAAUAACAAAAAUAAAAGACGCGGGUGGCUCUGUGGUUUAACUAGGGCUUGCCGAUCAGAAGGUCAGCGGUUCGAAUCCCUGCAACGGGGUGAGCUCCCGUUGCUUGGUCCCUGCUCCUGCCAACCUAACAAUUCAAAAGCAUGCCUGUGCAAGUAGAUAAAUAGGUACCACUCCAGCGGGAAGGUAAACUGUGUUUCCGUACGCUGCUCUGGUUCGCCAGAAGUGGCUUAGUCAUGCUGGCCACAUGACCCGGAAGCUGUACUCCAGCUCCCUCGGCCAAUAAAGCGAGAUGAGUGCCGCAACCCCAGAGUCGGCCAUGACUGGACCUAAUGGUCAGGGGUCCCCUUACCUUUACCUUAUCUUUAUAUUGUUAGAACCCACCCUGGGAUCUUACAGUGAAGGGUCAGGAAAAUAAUGAAAAUAAAAGAUACCACCUAUGGCACUCUCUUUGAUGCAGAUAAAAUAUAGGGCUGUCCUGGCUGCUUCACAAAGGAUCAACAGAGGGAGCUUGGAGGGCUCUGAAUCAUUGGGAGCUGGUCCAUUCGGGUGGAGGAGGCACUGCCCCACCAAUUACAGCCUGCCCUCCAUCACACACACACACCGCCAUGUGUUUGCCUUCGGACUUACAAGGGCAGCAGUGCCUGCCAGCUUCCCCUGCCUAUGUCUGAGUUUCCCUUGUAGAACUAAGCAUGGAGGAGAAUGGGGAGACCCCACUGGAAUGAGUUGGCUCCGCCUCUCCUUGGCUCCGCCUACUGAUCGGGCUCCCUGCCUUCCGACCCACCAGCCACCUCUGGCUCAGCAGUAUUUCCCCUGUGUUAUGUAGGGCCAUCUCUUGGCUUUAGAGACUCAGAGGCAUCAUAUUCUGCUCCUUUGUCACUGACGCAUGUUGUCUUCAAUGCACUGCGAGGGGGACAGUGCAUCGGUUGGGGGCACAUGUGCUGGGCAGGAGGGCUGAGGUUCAGUCCCUGGAAUUUGCAGUUUUAAGGGAAGAGGAAAGGAUUCUGCUGGAGGACUUGGAGAGCCACAAUGCUCAAAGGGCAAAGUCUUCCAUCCUCUUUCGCUGCAGUGACCAAACAGGUGCCCAUAAGAAAAGAGGCACGCAGGACCCGAUUGCAACAGCAAUCUCCCCAUUUGUGAUUCCCAGCAACUGGCCCUCAGAAGGUAUAUUUCCUCCAACAGUGGAGGCAGAACCUAGCCAUUGUUAUCAUCAAUAGCACUGCCCUCCAUGAAUUUGGCUAAUCCUCUGAAAUAUACUUGGAGUCAAGAGUGGAUUCCAUGCUCUUUAUUUAGCUCAUAGUGGUGAGGAGGAAUGGAAGUUCCCCCAGAAUGUCUGCUUUAUAUACAUUAUUUACACAAUGGACCCCACGUGAUUGGCUAAUUCCGGGAUUCUCCUGUAGGCCAAUCAGGUUGCGGAUUCACUUCCACCUGGAGCUGGAUUGAGUGGCUCCUGUGGACCAAUCAGACUGCUGCAUUCUGAAUCCUAUUGUUCCAGGACCAAUCAGACUGCUGCAUUUUGGAUCCUAUUCAACUCAGUACAUAACAUCCUCUUUUAAAGCUGUCCAGUUUGGUGGCCUUCACUACCUCUUGGGGAGAGCAGAUUCCAUAGUCUGAACUGUACAUUGUGUGAAUAAGUACUUUUUUUUGUCUGUCCUGAAUCUCCCAACUUUCAGCUUCAUGGGUCAUAGAAUUAUAGAAUGGGAAGGGACCCUGAUGAUCAUCUAAGCCAAUUGCCUGCGAUGCAAGAAUGUCCAAUGGGAGAAUGCUAUUUUGUUGUUGUUGUUGUUCCAGAUGUCAUUACGGUGGAAAUAAAUUCAGAAAGAGAAUUUUGGCAGGAUGAUCCUAAAGACGAAGGGAAUGAGAUUCCUUCCUGGCCUAUUAAGGAAGAAGAAGAUAAUGUGAGCUGGUACUGGCCACAGCAAAGCGAUCAGCAAGGAAGCCACCCAUGGAAGGAAGAGGGAAACGCAUUUCAUUUUGGAAGCAAUUUGGAAGAAAACCACGAUCCACAGAUCCACUUACAAACCGAACAAGAAGUGGUUGACUACACUUCUACUUGGCCUGGGGAAACAUACACAAGCACAUCAGGGUAUGAGAAAAGGGACCCCAGAGGAAAAUCGUCCUACAUGUGGCUUGAAUGUGAAAAAUGGCCCCCCUUCAGCUCUGACUUUGUAGGCCACUUCACUGAACUGAAUCCCUCCGAAAACACCUUAAGCAAUAGUUCAGUCCUCUUUAAACAUGUUGCCUCUACCACAAGAGAAAGAUCGUACGCUUGCAAGGACUGUGGGGGAAGUUUCGCUUGCAAAUCAAGCCUUGAUCGGCAUCGGAUGAGUCACACAGCCAACAGGCCCCACAAAUGCCAUGAGUGCGGCAAGAGCUUCCAAGCCCGGUCAAGUCUUGUUCGUCACCAGAGGAUCCACACAGGGGAGAAGCCUUACCAGUGCCCCCAUUGCGGCAAGAGCUUCAGAGCGAAAUCAUCCCUGACCCAGCACCAGAGACUUCACACUGGAGAGAAGCCAUUCCAGUGUCCUGAUUGCGAGAAAAGAUUUAAUCAGCGCAUGAAACUCGUCUAUCACUAUAGAACCCACACAGGCGAGCGACCCCAUCAGUGCUUCGACUGUGGCAAAGGCUUCAUUACACGUUCAGGUCUUGUUCAACAUAAUGAGAGAGUCCACUCUUAG
Messenger RNA from Podarcis lilfordi (Lilford's wall lizard), 4984 nucleotides. NCBI's taxonomy places the organism in Eukaryota, Metazoa, Chordata, Lepidosauria, Squamata, Lacertidae. The record is from the annotation of a GenBank genome assembly.